Molecule: messenger RNA, 636 nt
Organism: Aspergillus pseudonomiae
Lineage: Eukaryota; Fungi; Ascomycota; Eurotiomycetes; Eurotiales; Aspergillaceae
Product: mitochondrial 54S ribosomal protein bL34m
Exons: 2
Coding region: 196-591 (131 amino acids)
Biological process (GO): translation
Cellular component (GO): mitochondrial large ribosomal subunit; ribosome
Molecular function (GO): structural constituent of ribosome
Source: RefSeq, a predicted model, not a curated record
AUGGAAAGGUGGCCCGUGCUCUCUCCGCCGGAGGUUCAAUUUUCGUUCCGCCCAUCAAUUCGAUACUCCAAGCGGUCUCUACCCUCCCAACCCCGUCAAUCAAUCUCUCGCCAGAUCCCACGCCAUCCUUCUUGCUCUUCUUCUUAAGCCACGUGGACCAUUCUCGGUGCUCACUGUCCAUUCGAAUUCGCAACAAUGCUUUGCUUCCGGUGCAGGGCCAUGCCCUCCGCUCUGAGGACGUACUCGUCCCCGAUGUCCAUGUCGAGAUACCUGAGUCCCAAAACCACAACAACCACACCUUUCAGCACCCUCUCCUCACCAUUCCGCCCCAUGACCAACUUCACCACCAUCAUCCGUCCCCAACUGCAGACCCUAAGCAACACACAACUCCCCUCCGCGGCUACGCCAUCCGCCCAACAGACCCGCUCUUUCUCCGCCAGUGCCUCCCUGGCCGGUAAGCGCGCGACCUACAACCCCUCGCGACGGGUGCAGAAACGGCGUCACGGAUUCUUGGCCCGGGUGCGGUCGCGUGGAGGACGGCUGAUCCUCCUGCGGAGGAGGGCGAAGGGCCGCAAGUCCCUGAGUUGGUAGAUGGGCCUCGGGGGCUACGUUGAUUGCUGGGUAAUGGACAACACG